UCACGUUCUACAGUUUUGUUCUCUUCUAGCUCACUAUACUCUCUCUCUCACUCUCUCUCUCUCUCUUUCUCUCUCUCUCUCUCUCCCACAGCACACGAAAAUGGCUCCCAUGAGUCUUCCCCCAGGAUUCAGGUUCCACCCAACAGAUGAGGAGCUCGUAGCUUACUAUCUGGAUCGAAAAAUCACAGGUCAAACAAUUGAACUCGAAAUUAUCCCAGAAGUUGAUCUCUACAAGUGUGAGCCAUGGGAUUUGCCAGAUAAGUCGUACUUGCCGAGCAAGGACAUGGAGUGGUAUUUUUACAGCCCAAGGGACAGAAAGUACCCGAACGGGUCAAGAACAAACCGAGCAACAAGAGCAGGUUAUUGGAAGGCAACCGGAAAAGACCGGGCGGUUCACUCUCAGCGGCGUCCGGUUGGGAUGAAGAAGACCUUGGUUUACUACAGAGGAAGAGCUCCCCAUGGCAUCAGGACUAACUGGGUUAUGCAUGAGUAUCGCCUCGUUGACGACUCUCUUGGUGGCACUGUUUCCUCUACUUUGAAGGAUUCUUAUGCACUGUGCCGAGUCUUCAAGAAGACAAUUCAAAUACCAAAAUGUAACAAAGAAGAAAAGCCAGACAAUAAUAGUUCUACUACAACUACUAAUGGGAGAACUACAGAGAAGGAAUCAGCAGCUAUAGUAAUAAAUGAAUCCAAUAUUACGGUUGAUCAUCAUAUUUCCAGAAGAGUGGAGAAUGAAGAUGAAUACUAUCCCAAUAAUAAUAAAUUUCUUUCCGAAACUUCUUCAUCAGAUCUCACUCAGGGCACGCCAACUGAAAAUGGUGUCUUAGACGAUUUUCAGGCUCCUUUUGCUUCUGAUAAUGAAGCAAAUAGUGCUGCAGAUUUGUACUCUCUUGGUGUAAAUUGCUCCAAUCUUGUUCAGGAAAUGCAAAUGCCAAGCUAUGAGAGCCUUUACCAACUGGCUUAUCCACCCUUAGAACUAGAUGACUUCCCACAGAUCAACUUAGAAGAGAUGAAGCUAAUGAAGCCCGAAACGACAGAAGAAUGCAUGUCGUACGAAAAGUUCAGGGAUUACAUGAAUGGAACAGUUGAAGAGAUUUUCUCUAUAUGUUCUUCUUCGUCUCAUCACGAGGAAAACUCCGCUAAUGCUCUCUCUAUGCAACAAAAUUAAUAAGACUGACAGCAUAAACAGUUCACUGACAAAGAUAACUUCUCGUACAAUUAUAUUUUUCAUAUAUACAAUGAUUUAUUGACACACAAUGUUAGAAAUCAAAUUGUGUGGGGGCUAUAUUAAUAACCAAGCAAAAAAAAAAAUGGUUGUGGCUUAUUUUGCAAGCCACACAUUAUAGGCCAAUAUACAUAUAGUGUUCUUCAACAGACUACGUUGAGUAGAAAAAGGUAUACAAUCGAUUUUUUUUCUUCUUCUUUUGUAUUGAUUUUACUGGGUUUUGGAAUUGGUUGGUGAGAUGGUAAAUUUUGAAAACAAAAGGAAAAACCUAUUCAUGUAACAGUGUUCUUAUUUUAUUUUAAUUUGUUUUGUGCGUCA
Molecule: messenger RNA, 1543 nt
Organism: Humulus lupulus (European hop)
Lineage: Eukaryota; Viridiplantae; Streptophyta; Magnoliopsida; Rosales; Cannabaceae
Product: NAC domain-containing protein 54
Exons: 4
Coding region: 101-1168 (355 amino acids)
Biological process (GO): regulation of DNA-templated transcription
Molecular function (GO): DNA binding
Source: RefSeq, a predicted model, not a curated record